Messenger RNA from Centropristis striata (black sea bass), 2073 nucleotides. RefSeq names its product septin-5-like. Gene Ontology annotation, biological process: regulation of exocytosis; cytoskeleton-dependent cytokinesis. The transcript has 13 exons. Gene Ontology annotation, molecular function: molecular adaptor activity; GTP binding; GTPase activity. The record is from RefSeq and is a predicted model, not a curated record. Lineage: Eukaryota; Metazoa; Chordata; Actinopteri; Perciformes; Serranidae. Gene Ontology annotation, cellular component: cell division site; septin ring; microtubule cytoskeleton. Bases 209 to 1618 code for a protein of 469 amino acids.
GUGUUUCCCUGGUGUUAAAAUCACAGCGCCCCCCUCGGUGCUCAGGGAUCAGGCUUGGUCCAGGUUUAGGAGGAGGAGGGAGGGGAGACACAUAUCCGGAGCGGCAGCAUCAUGGAGCACAUGUCGUCUCCGGUCAGGUUCCGCAGUGGCAAGAAAGUUGUCCAGUCUGUCCAUCGAGGACCAGGAGGACACUCAGUUUCCUUUCGCCAUGAGGGACCUGCCUCCUGUCUCCCAGCCCAACGAGGAGUUCCUGGUCCACCAUGAGGCAGAGGGAACCGAGACAGCAACUAACGGGAGACUCCCAAGCCUCCCCGGUUCUCCCUCUCUCCCCCGUCCUGUCCCCUGCCUCCCCUCCGGCUCCCCCACAGUCCCUCACAGACCGAGUCGUGCCAGACUGGACGCAGAGUUUCGUCCCGUGCCGCUGAUGAGGCAGCUGGCCUCUCAGUCCAUGGACUGUCCUCCCAGCCCGUCCUCACGUCCUCACAGCCCCUGGGGACGAUUUGACCCCUACGACUCUACAGAGGAUCAGGACAAGGAGUACGUAGGUUUUGCCACACUGCCGAACCAGGUUCACAGAAAGACGGUGAAGAAAGGAUUCACGUUUACUCUCAUGGUGGCAGGGGAGUCUGGUCUUGGUAAAUCCACACUCAUCAACAGUUUGUUCCUCACUGAUCUCUACAAAGACCGAAAGGUUCCCAACGCACAAGAACGGAUCAAUCAAACCGUGGACAUCGUCAAACACACCAUCAGCAUUGAAGAGAAAGGAAUCAGACUGAGGCUCACCAUCAUAGACACACCGGGCUUCGGAGACGCCAUCGACAACACAGACAGCUGGAAGCCUAUAGAAGAAUACAUCGACCAGCAGUUUGAACAGUACUUCAGGGACGAGAGCGGCUUGAACAGAAGGAACCUGCAGGACAACAGAGUCCACUGCUGUCUCUACUUCGUCUCUCCGUUUGGACACGGUCUUCGACCUCUGGAUGUGGCAUUUAUGAGGGCGUUGCAUGAAAAAGUCAACAUCGUUCCUGUAGUGGCAAAAGCAGACAGUCUGACCGAAGCAGAGGUCUACAGGAAGAAGAUAAAGAUCAGGGAGGAGAUCAAGCAGUUUGGGAUCAACAUCUACCAGUUCCCCGACUGUGACUCAGACGAGGACGAAGACUUUAAAAAACAAGAUCAGAUACUCAAGGACAGCUUCCCGUUCGCAGUAAUUGGGAGUAAUGUUCAGUUGGAGAGUGACGGCCGCAGAUCCAGAGGUCGUUCUUAUCCCUGGGGUGUGGUAGAAGUGGAGAACUCGGCGCACUCCGACUUCCUGCUGCUGAGGAACAUGCUAGUGAGGACGCACAUGCAGGACCUGAAGGACGUGACGGCGGAGACGCACUAUGAGAACUACAGAGCACACUGCAUCCAGAACAUGACACGCAUGGUGGUGCAGGAGAGGAGCCGCAGUUUACAAGAGAAACAUCGAGAGCAAAGCACAGAUCUUCCUCUGCCGCUGGCGACCUCCGACACCGAGACGGAAAGACUGAUCUCUGAAAAAGAGGAAGAGCUGCGGAGGAUGCAGGAGGUUCUGGAGAGAGUUCAGGUUCACAUCCAGCACAACCAGAGAGGAGCUCUCUGAGCAACAAUCCAGGAAUUCUUAGAGGAAACACAAGAACGUUUGUGUGGAAGACUGCAGGUUGGACAGAAAUCUAUCACAAACCUUGAUGACAAUGUAACUCUGCCAUCUAGAGGUCUUUGUAGUGAAAUUCAAGUUUUGUUUUGAAUUUGUAAACCACAUAUUUUGUUUGUUUUAUUACUCGUGAGGCAACUGUAUCUUUAUUUUUUUUAAGCUGUAAUAUUAUGGGGUUACUUUUGUGCCUUUGUUAUGUAAUAAAAAAAUAGAAUUGAUAGAUCGAUAUAUUGAAUGAUAGAUUUGAGAACCAAAGUUUCAUCACUGAAAUAAAACAGUUUUUUAAAAAAAGUUUUGAGUAAAUGUUGAUUUUUUAAAUCCAAGUUCGGUUCGCAAUUCCAAAAGUAUUUUUUUCUGCAAAUUAGAAAAUGUUUUCUGUACAUCCAAAAGUUUUGUGUGGAAGU